Hibiscus syriacus is the source of this 2705-nucleotide messenger RNA. RefSeq lists its product as uncharacterized. The transcript is spliced from 3 exons. The record is from RefSeq and is a predicted model, not a curated record. Gene Ontology annotation, molecular function: zinc ion binding; protein binding. The coding region runs from base 102 to 2405 and encodes 767 amino acids. Lineage: Eukaryota; Viridiplantae; Streptophyta; Magnoliopsida; Malvales; Malvaceae.
UUCUCUUGUUUCAAUUGACUACUCCAGCGGCGUUCUUUUCCAAACAACUUAGGUUUCCGCUCUUAAGGGAAAGGAUAUUUUCAAAGAGUCUUUGCAAAGGGAUGGCUAAGGGAAAGCUUAUUGUAAUUUCUCAGUCGGGGGGAAAAUUUACAUUAAGUGAUGAUGGUUCCUUGUCAUAUUGUGGUGGAGAAGCUCAUGCUGUUAGUAUAAACACUGAAAGCAAAUAUGACGAGCUGAAAGCAGAACUGGCAGAGAUGUGGAAUUAUGAUCCUGAUUCCUUGACCAUUAAGUACUUUCUUCCACACAACAAUAAGACGCUUAUCACAGUUUCUAACGACAUAGACCUGCAACACUUGCUGGAUUUUCACGGAAACUCAGCAACUGUGGAUGUUUAUGUCUUAACAAAUGAGGAUCAAACAAGUGACCAGUUGACUAUGUCACCCAGUAGGUCCGGAUUGAUGGAUGAUCCUGUGACUCCUAGUUUUACUCAUGCUGCUUCUGUUUCUGGAGACACUGAGCAGCUUGAUUCGUUGGCUUCUCUUGCGAGAGAUAUUGACAUUCCAAAUAACUUUACUCCUGAAGCUCCCAAUGCUAGUGCACUUCAGAAACUUGUUAAAUCAUGGGAGAAUUGCUUAACUGGUCCGGGGCAACAGUUUAAUAAUGCUCACGAUUUUCGUGUUGCUUUGGACAAGUUCUCCAUGGCUCAUGGAUUUGAAUAUACAUUUAAGACUAACAGGCCUAAGAGUAAAAUUGCAAAUUGUAAAGCUGAAGGUUGUCAUUGGACCAUCCAAGCUGCAAGGUUAUCUACCACGAAGUUGUUUCGGAUUAAAAAGAUGAGUGAAACUCAUACAUGCGGAGCAGGAAAAGGUUCAUCUCGGCAUCCCAAGGUCUCUAGUACAUUGGUCCAUUUUCUGGUAAGGGAAAAAUUACGAGAUUCACCAAAUGCUAAACCAAGGGAAAUUAUUAAUGAAAUUCUUCAGGAUUAUGGAUUCAAAGCAAGAUAUGCACAGGUGUGGAGAGGACUAGAGUCUGCCAAAGAAAAGCCUCAAGUUCCAUAUGACGAGGGUUACAAUCAAUUACCUAGUCUAUUUAAGCAGAUCUUCGAGAACAAUCCUGGUAGCAUAGCAACACUAGUCACCAGAGAGGACUUAAGCUUCCAUCUUCUAUUUGUUGCAUUGCAAGCUUCAUUACAUGGCUUCAGGAAUGGCUGCCGCCCCCUCCUUUUCCUUGACAUUGUGACCAUAAAAUCAGAAUAUCAGUCUGAGCUGCUGACUGCUACAGCUUUGGACGGAAAUGAGGGCAUUUUCCCUGUUGCUUUUGCUGUAGUUGAUGUUGUCAAUGAUGAUAAUUGGCAUUGGUUUUUGUUGCAAUUGAAAUCUGCACUUUCAAUAUUCCAACCAAUAACGUUUGUGGCAGAUAGACAGGUUGGGUAUUUAAAGCCUAUUUCGAUGAUCUUUAAGAAUUCUCACCAUGGUUAUUGUCUCUAUCGUCUGAUAGAGGGAUUAAAAGGGGAUUUCAGUGGCUCAUGUACUGAAGAAGUUCUUCAAUUAAUUAUCACGCAUUUCUAUGAUGCUGCUCGCGCAACUACACUUAAUGGAUUCAGAAAAUCUAUUGAGAAUAUCAGAAAUAUUUCACCAGAGGCUUGUGAGUGGAUCUUGCAAAGUGGACCUGAACACUGGUCAAAUGCUCUUUUUCAAGGUUCACGAUAUGGACAUUUUUCUUCAAAUAUUGCAGAGACAUUUUAUAGUUGGGUAACUAAACUUCCAAUUAUACCAAUUGCUAAGUUGAUUGAGACCAUCUGCUGUAAGAUGAUGGAAUUGAUGAGUUCCCAAAAGUCAGAUUCAAGCCAGUGGUUGACAAAAUUAACUCCUGCGCUGGAAUUCAAAUUAGAACAACAUAUUCUGAAAGCUAACAUGCUUCAAGUGCUAGUGUCACUCGGUAGCACUUUCGAAGUCUGUGACAGUUUGGGUGCAAUAUCUGUAGUGAACAUUGAUCUCUGGGAUUGUAGCUGCAGGGAAUGGCAACUGAAUGGUUUUCCGUGUUGCCAUGCAAUUUCUGUCCUACAGCAAUUGGGAAGGAGUUUAUAUGAUUAUUGCUCCGACUACUUCACAACCGAUGCUUUCCGGUCAACAUAUUCAAACUCUAUAAACCCAGUUGCAAUGCCAGAUAUGGCUGUGCAAAAGAAAUCCUCCACAAUUGAAGUACGGCCGCCUGCUCUCCGUCAUGUCUCUGAUCCUUCCAAGAGGAAAAGGAAAAGAAACACACAUAAAGGACCCUCUAAGCGGCUAAUGCAUUGCAGCAAGUGCCAAGGAGGUGGACACAAUCGACAAACAUGCCAUCUAUUCACAAUCGACAAACAUGCCAUCUAUUCUCGUAGUUUAAUCGAAGUUGCUUCGGAUAUGUAAGAUUGCUGUCGAUAAAGCUAGAUCAGAUUAUGUAAUUUAGGGGUGGUCUUGGGAGUUAUUGAUUACUAGGGAUAAGAUGGAGCAGGAUAGAAACGAGUAACCUUAGCUGUUGUGGAUACUCAAAUUUUGGAUUGCUAAUGUUUCUGUAUCAUUGUAGGGUUUAAUCGUAAACCCAGUGUCAUGAAUGUUGUAUUUGAGUUUUGUCUUUUGGUUCGAAAGUGUACUUUAGGAUUAAAAGAUAAAUUUAAGGUUAAAUUAAACCAUUGACCACUCAAUUAUAUAGUCAUUUUACUUUUGUCA